AUGGGAGUCAUUCGUAUUGUCGCACUGACGAUACUGGGUAUCUCGGCAUUUGUGUUUAUUGCCUUGUUUGGGAGAUUACCAGCCUUUAGGAAGACGCCCAUCGCGUUUUUUUAUCGAUUACUAUGGGUACAUAUCCCCAACGGGAUCGCAUUUGUGGAUUCACACUACCUUGGAGGGCGGUUCAUGCGAACAUGGACUCGGACGGGUAAAUACAUGUGGAAUGAAAACCAUCCAGUGAUUUUGAUCUUUUUUGUAGGUUUGCUCUCUAUAGGGGAAUCUGUAUUCCUUCCACCAGCAUGGCCACGUUUGCCAAGCGUCCACAAACCGUGGGUCCCUGUGAUGGUAAUUCUGCCAUACGUAUUGCUCUACAAGUGCGUGAAGACGGAAUCAUUUAUCACGCCGGAAAAUCAUGGUCAAGAGAUGAAGCGGUAUCCGUAUGAUCGGGUGCUGUUUCACCCUGGGAAUAACUGUCGCACCUGCGAAUUGCCCAAGCCACCUCGAAGCAAGCAUUGUAACAUAUGUCGUGCUUGUGUCUCUCGACACGAUCAUCACUGCGUUUGGUUGAUGAACUGCGUUGGCUCUGCGAAUUAUGUCUAUUUUAUGUCACUCUUGCUCUCUUUGACUGUCAUGUUAACAUAUGGCACGUUCCUGGGCUAUCACCUCCUAUGCCAGACCCUGGAGGAACGAGUCACAUUGGAGGGACGAGCAGCUAUGAAAGCCUGGACAGUCUAUUUCCAAAUAUGGGCCCUUGUUAUCACCGCCGACUCAAAGAUAGGCGCUGUGACCUUGCUGAUGCUGAUGACGGCCCCGCUGGCGGCGGCCUUUUUGGCCUACCAUACUUACCUCAUAUGGGCAGGAACCACCACAAAUGAAAGUUCCAAAUGGUCUGACCUGGAAGAUGAUGUUGCAGAUGGAUUUGUGUUCAAAGCGAAGCGAAGUCAAAUCGAUAAUGCGCCUGCCUACACGGACUUGGACGAUCAGCCCUGGCCAACACAAAGUGAUCAAAUCUUGGUUACGGAUUGUGAUCCGCCCAUGGAAGGAUUUGUCCUGGCAGAAGACUCCAAUCGCGUAUUUUACAAUUCUGGUGGAGAGGUACCAAUUGACACAAGAUGGAAACCAGUCCGCAGCAUGAAAGAAGUGGAUAACAUUUAUGAUGUUGGGCUUUGGGAUAAUUUUAAAGAUGCAAUGGGCAAAAUGGCUGAUCCGAAGCCACUUUGCACCCCGGCAGAGCUUAUGCUCAAAGUCAUUUUAGCCGGGACUUUAAGCCACUAUGAAACCCGAGGAAUGAUUGAUGACAAGCGUCUAGAGCACAUGCUUGCUGCUGGCAAGCAGAUCUUAUACAAAACACAUCAAGAGAGCGAGGUUCGCCACAACCUUGGUAUGUCUCCAGACAUUUGGCAGGGCCUGACGGAUGUUCUCACCAAGGCGAUUCCCGUCCUCGAGUCACAAUCCUUUGCGUGGAAGAGCCCUGCCGCUACAUACGAACAUUCAUCCUCGAACUUGAUUGCAUACAAUUAUUUCUCCUUGGUGAAGGACAUCGAACGCCUGAAUGAUUUGUGCACAAUCGCUCGCAAUUUGCUCGCCACAACUAAGAAAGCACAGAACCUUGCAGCUGCUAAGGGUUUCGAUCAAAGAAUUCUCGCCUUGAUCGAUACCUGCGUCCGAGUUACCGCCAGAGGGUUCGAUGGAGAGACUAAUGCUCGAAACGAAGAGCGUUGGCAAAAGGUGGUCAAUCUUUACAAGCGGCUGUUAAUAACGUGCCUCCAAUAUUUGCACAACUUCAUUAUGCACAACGAGCAGCGGAAGAUGGUUCUUUGGCUGGAUUUAUUUGGAUACCAUUCAACCGCCGAUACCAAUAUCAUCAAACCCAAAGACGCAUUGGAUCCUGCCUCCGGGGCUGAAGGGGUUGCGCCAGUUGUGAAGAUUGGGGAACGUGUAAUCAACCCGCCCAUCCGCGCAUUAUAUGAUCAGACAGCAGAGGACUUACUGCUUGAGACCAUCGCAAAGUUCCCUCGCGAACCUUCUACAAUCAAGGAAGAAGCAGCAAUGCUGCUCUUGGCAAAUAUUAAGGAUCAUAUGGAGAAGAUUUUGGGAAGAGACCUCACCGACAUUCAAGAGAUGGGUAGAGAUCCAGAACAAGUCAAGUAUAUACGUGCUGCUCUGACCUCGAUUCUGGGAGCCAAAGUGGACGGAUGGUCUGAUCUCCAGGAUCGAGCCCGUGAAUUGCCACCUGCUCUGCCCGAAGAAGAGGAACAUGAGCCAACUAAAAAGAAGACAAUUCUUACCAUUGAUCGUAGUCCGACCGCGGGCUUCUCCCGUCUAUGCUGGGCUGAUUUGCCCGAGGUUAAUGAUUACACAGUAGACGCGACGGUAACAGAUGACGAUACCAGUAUGCCUCGUUCGUCUCAAUCAGCAGCCGAGACAUUACAGGAAGCUAAGGAUGAACUUAUGGCGCGUCUACAAGAGCCUUCUCAUUUGGGUGACGGCGAUGCAGAGUACGAUACGGCGGAUGCAGGAACGGUGGGCGAUGAAGACACGCACAGUCUGGAGGGACACGCAGACGGAAGCAUCGAAGGGGACGAAGAAGAUGAGGGAGAUGUUGAUGAUGGACAUGACGAUGGUGCAGAGGUGGAUGAUGAAGAUGACGACGACUAUCGUGGUCGCCCUGGCGAUCAACAGCGGGGCUUGCUGACCGAUAUCCCUCUUGUACUUGGGCCUGCCGAGAUUGAAGCAUUGCCAAUGAUUGUCCAAGCAGGAAUUGUCGAUAGCUUUGGCCUCAAAGGUGGAGAACGAAAUGGAUCCCGAAACAUGCAAGCUCUUCGGUGCCAUAUCCUUCUUGCGCAGGAGACCGGGCGCAAUCUGCUCCGUGAACUUCUGAUCUUCAUUGCUGCUUGGGAUCUUCCAGAUGAUGAGCUCUACUUUAAAAUGAUGGUCCAAAUCAUGGAAGCCGUGCUUCGUAAUGGCCUAAUGUCUCACGCAUACUCCGACUUCGGUCAGCCCAAGGAUAUUAUUUCCCCAGCUCAGGCUGUAGUGGUCAAGAUCCUGACGCACAUCUUCCGAGCUAAAUACUCACCGGCCUCUGUUGCUGGAUCCUCACAGAACAACAUUCCACGAACACCAGCGUCGCUCAGCCGUGUAGAUAUUCUUACUGUCCGAUAUAUCUUCACCAUCUUCCGUGGUAAUAUUAUACCGGAAACCUGUGCCUUGAUUUAUCUACAAGGCCAGAUUCGUGCGGAGCGUGCCCUUCCUGAAGAUUUCCCGUUGAACCUGUGGGAUAUGGAACGCGUCUACGAAGGUGUUUACCAGUUCCUUGAGUUCUUCGCCGUACUCACAGAAAACAAUGACUGGAAGAAUCUGCUGGUCAAAUGGGAGAUUGUCUAUGACUUGGUCACUCUCAUUAAAGAGCUAGAGGCUAGCAUUCCCAAGGGCCAACUCAACUCUAUGCCUUUUGGUUCGGUUCCUCCGCCACCACCUCGCAGCGCAUCGCCCGAUGAUCAGCCUUCAUCCCCAGCUCCCGUUGCUGUUGAGCGUCCUUACGAUCCCAGUGACCCAGACCCGAUCGAGCCCGGUCCCGGAAGUGUCGAUUCGCGCCCAGAGUCUCCUCCAAUCACAGAAGACCCUUCAGAAUUCGAAUGGCGCAACCUCAAGAAAUUGGUCGUUUUGGUUCUUUCAUCAUUGGUAUGGAAGUGCCCCGAAGUUCAGGAGCAAAUCCGUCGCCAUGGAGGUGUUGAAGCCAUCUUGUGCUGUACAAACUUUGAUGCACACAACCCCUAUAUCAAAGAGCAUGCCGUCAUGUGCCUGAAAUUCUUAUUGGAAGGCAACCGCGAAAACCAGCGCCUAGUUGAGGAACUGGAGGCUCGAGAGGUUGUCAGCAAUGACGGUGGUGUAUUGGAAAAAAAUGGCUAUGAGGCCAUGAUUAAUCAAGCUGGAAAGCUUGCUAUCCGGUCCAAAGAAGGCAAUUAG
Molecule: messenger RNA, 3963 nt
Organism: Penicillium angulare
Lineage: Eukaryota; Fungi; Ascomycota; Eurotiomycetes; Eurotiales; Aspergillaceae
Exons: 5
Coding region: 1-3963 (1320 amino acids)
Cellular component (GO): cytosol
Molecular function (GO): palmitoyltransferase activity
Source: RefSeq, a predicted model, not a curated record